CAGGGAGGGACCUCUUUGGGGCAGCUUUUGAACUUCACUGCGAAGGACAAAGAAAAGCUGCCUGAAAUGGAGAUCAAGAGACUGCAGAAACAAUUUCGGAUAGCAGUGGAGAAGAGGAGAUGUUAUGCUGCCAAUGUGAAGCAGCAAAUGCAAGCUCAGGAAAAUGGCGUCCUGGCUCAAGAACACAAAGGUGCGUUAUUAAUGCUGAACCAGAACACAUCCCAGAGAAAUGCGAUGCUGGAUGACAGAGUUUGUAUGGAGUUACGACAUCUUUUGCAGCGCAAACAUCAGUACGAUUAUUUGAUUAGAGACAGAAAAGCCCUGUUAGCUGACCUGGACAACCAGGUAAGAGCGGCUGGAAAAAAGAUUGUGAGACAAAACCAGGUAACAGCGAAGGCGGAGCAAGCGAGGAAUAGCAAACAAGUGCAACAAAAGCAGAUUGAGACAUUGGAGAUGUGUCUAAGCACUGUCACCGUCCAGUUUGGUACCAUCCUGACCAGAAACAGCGAGCUCCGAGAAGAGAUUGAAAACUUGCAAAUCCACAAAGGCAUUUUGGACAACAUCUUCUUGAAGCUCCAUAAGAAGGUCAAUCAGCAGAGGAGAAGGAUGAACAAUGCUGUUCAGCAAUCCACAGAAGCCUUCCGGAAGCGGAUGGACGCUCUGGCAAGGAUUUCAGCCAUAAACAAAAUAGACAACGUAGAUACUGUCCAGUACAAUGCCGAGCUGCAGAAGCGGGACUUUGUCAUUGACCAGGAGACCAAACUGAAAACCUUCAUGCUCGCCAAAUGUACAGAUCGCUUUGAAUUGGAGGAAGAGGCCAUAAAGAAAAGAGCCUUGAAGGCAGUCGAGCAGGCCAGGCAGAACCAAGGGGAGACUUUUGCGAGCCGGGAGGUGGCUUACAGGCAACUGAUGGAGCUGGCGGAGGAUGGAGACGUUGACCAGCUGCUGGAUCGCUUCAUUGAAAAGGAGAGGAAGAACUUUUUCUGCUUCCUCAGUGCCAUUGAGCUGAGCAAUGAGUUCUGGAGGAUGAAGCAGAGGAUCAAGGGCCUCAAGAAUGAAAUUAAGACCAUCGUGAUGGAGCGGGAGCACGUGGAGAGCAGCACCCUUCAUGUCCUGAAGGAGUUGGAGGAGAAAUUAAAGAAAACCACUGAGGAAGCCAACUGGUAUGAAGACAGAUGCAAAGAGAGCAGCAAAGUCCUGGGCCAGUUCAAAUCUAGCGUGGAGGUCCUGUCAAAAGAAAUCAGCUGCGGUACUAUGACGAUCGUGAAGCAGCUCGGAGAAAACAGGCAGAUGACGGAUCUGAACCUGAUGCAGCUUUUGGAUCUUGUGGAUAAGAGGACCAACGAGCUCCUGCUGAUGGAGGCCGUGCUGCGCUACACAUCGGCCCAGGACUCACAGCCAGGCCAGCCCUCUCUGAUUCUCCAGAGCAGGAGCGAGGAGCAGGGCAACACCACCGGCAAGGGCAAGAAAGGGAAGAGCAACAUUAAAUUAUGA
Molecule: messenger RNA, 1494 nt
Organism: Cariama cristata (Red-legged seriema)
Lineage: Eukaryota; Metazoa; Chordata; Aves; Cariamiformes; Cariamidae
Gene: CCDC63
Product: coiled-coil domain containing 63
Exons: 10
Biological process (GO): outer dynein arm assembly; cilium movement
Cellular component (GO): axoneme
Source: RefSeq, a predicted model, not a curated record